GGGAAAAGAAAAAAGCAGAAACUUCUCAAUGGUCAGUCUUUUGGCUCCUCAGGAGAAUAGAGACAAAGCCUCAAUUGCCUGCCAUCUUCCACUGUUCCUAACCUGUGAAUCCCCCUCUGCUCUGGCUCCAAAACACCCACCUUUAAUGCCGAUCGACGCCUCAAGAGUUUGAUCUCUCUCCCAAAGCUCUCGCCUUUUGUCGUCCUCGAUCGCCAGCAGCCAUUUGUUCUCCCUCCCCGCAUCACAAAAUCCCUCCUUUUCCGUGUUCCAGUUGUUAUCCCUCCCCGCACCACAAAAUCCCUCCUUUUUCGUGCUCCUACCUUCUAUCUCUGCGAGACAACCCUAGCUGCAUACCAAAGGCGGCACCUUUCUGCCGCCGCUUCCUCUCGGAUAUUGGAUCCGCUGGCUGAGUGAUAGGGCUGUCAGACGAGGACCACCAUGAGCUCAUCUCCGGUCGACGCGUCCGCUUCCGAUGCCUCGUCGAUGCCCCAGAAGAGAUUCUCUAAUCUUCGAAGCGUCCGGUGGCGUAUUGAUCUUGGAGUGCUGCCAAGCUCGCCCCCGGCCUCGAUCGAUGAUAUCCGGCGCGUCACCGCGGACACCCGGAGGAGAUAUGCAAAUCUGAGGCGUCGUCUUCUGAUAGAUCAUCAUUCCCCUAAAAAUGGGAAAGCAUCUCCGGAUCUUACUGUGGACAAUCCUCUAUCACAAAAUCCAGAUAGCAAUUGGGGUCGGUUUUUCAGUUAUGCUGAGCUGGGGAAAAUGAUCGACCAAGAUUUGUCUAGGUUAUAUCCUGAACAUAGUGGCUACUUUCACACUCCUAUACGCCAGGCAUUGCUUAGAAGGGUAUUGCUGUUAUGGUGUCUGCAGCAUCCAGAGUAUGGAUAUCGACAAGGAAUGCAUGAAUUAUUGGCUCCUCUAGUCUAUGUGCUUCAUUUUGAUCUGGAUCACCUAACUCAAGUGCAAAAGCUUUAUGAAGAUCUUUUUAGUGAUGAAUUUGACAAAAUCUCCUUCCCUGAAGGCGACUUUCUCUCUAGUCACAGGAUUAGAAGAGUAAAAAACUGGGAGUCUGGGAUUGAAAUAGAGAAUAAUCUUCACAAAAUAUGCAAUGACCAUAGUCUGCAUGAACUUGAUCCUGAUACCAGGGAAAUGCUUUUGCUGAGUGAUUCUUAUGGAGCAGAAGGUGAGUUGGGAGUUAUUUUAUCUGAAAGGUUUAUGGAACAUGAUGCUUAUUUCAUGUUCGAGAAUUUAAUGUUUGGAGCCCAAGGUGUGGUUUCCAUGGCAAGUUUUUUCUCUCCUGUAGCUGGAUCCAAUUCAAAUUUACCUCCUGUCAUUGAAGCCUCAUCAGCAUUAUAUUAUCUACUAUCAAUUGUGGAUUCUUCUCUUCAUAGCCACCUUGUUGAGCUUGAGGUGGAACCUCAAUACUUUGCCCUUCGAUGGUUACGUGUUCUGUUUGGACGAGAGUUUUGCCUUUAUGAUCUUUUGGUGAUUUGGGAUGAACUAUUUUAUUCUUCGAAUAGUAGAUACAUAGACAAUGAUGUGGAAUUCAACUUUGAGGUUUUAUGUUCUCCUCGAGGAGCAUUUAUUGCAGCUUUGGCAGUCUCAAUGCUUCUCUAUGUACGAUCUUCGCUUUUAGCCACUGAAACUGCAACCACUUGCCUGCAACGAUUACUAAGUUUUCCACAGAACCCUGAUAUGAAGAAACUUAUAGAGCAGGCAAAAUCACUGCAGAUGCUUGCUCUUGAAUCAAACAUAUUGUCCUCGCCAUGCCAAACAUAUUCAAACAAGAAUCAGCUCACGAUCAGUAGAGGUUACAGUCUUCCAUCAGCUUCAGCUUUGGCUAAGACUUCACUUAAUGUAAUACCAGAUAGAUAUUGGGAAGAGCAAUGGAGAGUGUUGCAUAAGGAUGAAGAACUCAGAAAACAGAGCAAUGGUCACUCGAGUUCAAGUGGAAUUAUGAAAAAGAUUUUGACUAAAAGAUUAAGUUUCUCUAGGACAAAUUCGGAACCCUUUGAGGGGAAUAAUGCUCAUGCUCUGUCUUCUGUUAGGCGAAGACUUUUUGGUGAUUCAUCUGAAGUUAUUGAAGUUGCCAAAGACCAUGUUAAAUCUGAAUGUAAUGAGUCUCCUGUUAUUUCAGACAACUUAAAUGUUGGAAAAGGUUUUCCAGAGGAAUUGGCCGAUCAAAGGACCUCCAAUUGCAUGGUUGAAGAAACACUUUUGAGUGGUCAUAAUGCGUUGGUGGUUUCCACACCUACUAGUCCUCAUGACAUAGGUAAUGACCAUGAAAAUGAGUCGGAGAAAAGCAGUAUCACUUCAAAUUCAUUUCUUGGUGACAAUGAUGAGGAAACAAUUAGCACAGAAGAGUCUUGUAGUCAAAAUAAGCAAGAUGAAGAAUCAACUAAUAUGGAGGAGCCUUGUUGUCAAAAUCUCGACAAACAGUUGGCCCAAGAUGCUGAAGCCACUUCAUCUGGCGAUGUUGACUCUAUACCAGAACAAAUAGCAGCUCCAAAGGACCGGAAACCAUUUGCAGGUAAAUUUCAGUGGUUAUGGAGGUUUGGUAGAGGCUCUAAAGAAGAAAAUCAAGAGUCAAAAAGAUCGCAAAAUGCUGGACAUACAGAAAAGGAUAGUUUUGACAUUUCACAUUGUGAUGGAACCUAUACUUCCUGUGGAAUAAAUAAGAGGAUUGAAGUGGGAGAUAAGAAAGUGAUGGACACUAUAAGAAAUCUUGGGCAGUCCAUGCUUGAGCAUAUUCAGGUGAGAUAUUCUUAUUUAAGUUUGGUGAUUGAGACAGUUUUCCAGCAAGAUAAGAGCAAAUUUGACUCAUUGGAUAACUUAUCAAACAACAUUCUUGGAGGCAAAGGUCAGGGUACAGCUAUAGCAGCUUUGAAGGAGCUACGGAAGAUCAGUAGUUUACUUCGAGAAAUGUAAGAUAGCUGUAUAUCUCUUGUACAAGUCGUAAGUACAGUCUUCUAUGGCUUAAUCAUAAAAAAUAAUAUUUAGAUUCUUUUUCCAA
Musa acuminata AAA Group (dessert banana) is the source of this 3007-nucleotide messenger RNA. RefSeq lists its product as uncharacterized. Bases 439 to 2922 code for a protein of 827 amino acids. The record is from RefSeq and is a predicted model, not a curated record. Lineage: Eukaryota; Viridiplantae; Streptophyta; Magnoliopsida; Zingiberales; Musaceae. Gene Ontology annotation, molecular function: GTPase activator activity. The transcript is spliced from 5 exons. Gene Ontology annotation, biological process: activation of GTPase activity.